Molecule: messenger RNA, 3364 nt
Organism: Myxozyma melibiosi
Lineage: Eukaryota; Fungi; Ascomycota; Lipomycetes; Lipomycetales; Lipomycetaceae
Product: protein HIR1
Exons: 5
Coding region: 271-3189 (972 amino acids)
Biological process (GO): regulation of DNA-templated transcription; chromatin remodeling; DNA-templated transcription
Cellular component (GO): nucleus; chromatin; HIR complex
Molecular function (GO): protein binding; nucleosome binding
Source: RefSeq, a predicted model, not a curated record
ACUCGCUGCGAACAACUGCUAAAAUACCCGAAUACGAGUGCUGAUCCAGAAUAGGCUAGCACGUGUUUGUAGGCAGGGGCAAUUUAUCUUGGUUCCUGAACAACUCCCACUGCAGCAAUCAUCCGUCGCGCACAACUAAAACAGACGACGCGGUUCGGCAAUCAAGUUCACCAACACGCUCUACUCCUGUCCGGAGCACUAUUUCCUGCUCUACCGCAGCUUCUUGUUUUGCAGUGAUAGCAGGAAGACUUCGGGAACUCGGUCUGGCCGAUGUAUUAUCUGAAGCCCGCGUGGCUGACUCAUCAUGAGGGCCAAAAGCGAUUUGAAGUUUAUUCGGUUGAUGUCCAUCCAGAUGGUACGAGAAUCGCCUCUGGGGGACUAGAUGCCAAAGUACGGAUAUGGUCAACCGCUGCGAUCUUUAGCUGUGCCAAGAGCGACGGCACUGACGGUGAGGUCAACGGGGGAGUGAAGGUGCCGAGUGAUUACACUGGUCCGAAGCAGCUAUGUAGCAUGAGCACGCAUUCAGGUGCCGUGACAACCGUACGAUUUUCUCCCUCUGGCCGGUACCUGGCUUCGGGAUCGGAUGACAGAGUCAUAUUAGUGUGGGAGCGUGACGAGGAGGCUCAUGAUGUCCCCAGGAAGGAGUUUGGCGCGCAGGGCGAGGCUGACACCGAGCGGUGGGUUGUACGCCGGAGAUGUGUCGGACACGAUAACGACGUCCAGGAUCUCGCCUGGUCUCCAGAUUCGAGCAUAAUGGUCAGCGUUGGAUUGGAUUCGGGAGUCAUUAUUUGGAGCGGAACGACGUUCGAGAAGAUCAAAAGACUGGAUAUACAUCAAUCGCACGUCAAGGGAAUCACAUUCGAUCCCGCAAACAAGUAUUUUGCUACGGCAUCCGACGAUCGCACGAUAAAAAUUGUCAGAUAUCAUCGUACGGCUUCUAAUGAUUUGCUUUUCUCUAUCGAUACCACUGUCACAGCUCCGUUCAGCGGAUCCCCCCUAACCACGUACUUCCGGCGCUGCUCUUGGUCUCCGGAUGGUAGUCAUAUUGCCGCUGCGAACGCGACUAACGGGCCAGUGGCCACGGUUGCGAUUAUCAAUCGAGGUGUCUGGGACAGCGAGAUCAACCUGAUCGGCCACGAAGGACCGGUCGAGGUGGCCGCGUUUUCUCCGCGAAUGUUCGCUAAAGUUAAGGGGUCGAAGCAGCUUGUUACGGUGAUUGCAUGCGCUGGACAGGAUAAGGCGUUAAGUGUGUGGAAUACAUCAAAUCCUCGGCCGAUCGUUGUUUCCCAGGAUGUUGCGGAGAAAGCGAUCACUGACCUUGCUUGGGGGCCUGACGGACAGACGCUAUUUGCUAGCUCUCUUGACGGAAGUAUUGCCGUUUGCAUGUUUGAGGAAGGAGAUCUGGGAUACAUUAUUUCAAAGGAAGAGAACGAGAAGCAGCUCGCCAAAUAUGGCGGAGGACGUGAUGCAAUGUAUUACCCUGAGAGCGUCGAACAACUCGCGCUUGAGGAGAAGUCAGCGAAGAGCACGGCCGCCGAUACGAACGGGAAGAAGCGAAUCGAAGAUAUAAUGGGCGAAACGGUUAGCACCUCUUUGACGACCGUGUCUUCGAAACCCGAAGUCCCCGCUUCUACGGUCACUUCUACUUCUAUCGCAGUUACUACCGCGGAGCCGUCUCCGCAAGUUUCUGAACCGCCAGCUUCCGUUUCGACUUCCAUUGUACCUGUUUCGUCCAGCGUUAAAGCAGAGCCGGAAAAACUGCGCGCGCAAAAGGUGACAAUUACAAAAGAAGGACGGAAGAGAGUAGCACCUAUGCUAAUCUCGGGCUCUGGUGCAUCGGCGGCCGUUUCGAAUUCGAGCAUCGUGACAGCAUCCUCAGGCUCAAGGCAAAUGAUGGUACCGGUAGGAACGGUGAAUCAGUAUGACGAGCCUUCAAACAACUUGCCUCCGGGAGGAAUCCGCAGUCUUGUAGUAGGAAACAAAAGAAAAUUGCAAGACGGCGAGGAGUCCGAACCAGACGCAAAACGUGCGGCCGGGGAAGUCGAGGCGCCAGAGUUCAUCCGCCCGUCGGCUAUUGCACCGUCGAUAGCGGUUUCGCAAGUUCGUCUUGCUGUGCCAAAGGUGAAAACGGUCCUGAGUGUUGAGGACGGUGCCUUGUUUGAAGUCCGGAAUGGCAACGGUGGCGAGAAGGAGCCGACAAGAAUUGCAUUACAGCGGAAAGGCCAGCUUCUGUGGAGUAAUUAUCUGCCGAAAAUGGCUCUACUUGCUGCGGGGAGUCCGUUAUUCUGGGCGGUGGCAUGUGAGGAUGCGUCCAUCCAUGUUUACUCGCCAACCGGGAGGGCUCUGGUGCCAACGAUUGUUGUUGAGUCUACGCCAUGCUUCUUUGAUUGCGCAGGAAAGUAUUUGAUGUGUUUGACUAGUUCAGGCUUAGUCUAUACUUGGAACAUACAAAGCAAGAAAGCUGUGCAUGCACCGGUCUCUGUUGCGCCAAUCUUGGACGCGGCUACGUACGGUGACGACACCUUGCACAAGGCACCGGCAAUCACGAAAUGCACUCUGAGACCAAACGGCUCACUGAUUGUGACGCUGACGAAUGGCCAAGGCUACACUUAUUCGACCGAAAUGGGCGUCUGGCACCGAAUAUCAGAGUCCUGGUGGGCGGUUGCGUCGCAGUACUGGGAUUCUUCGGGAAUGGGACGCGCUGGCGCUGGUGGAGCGGUGAAUACGAUCGAGCGGCGAACGGACGAGGAAGUGAAGAGAGCUGGCAAAGGAAGAUUCUUGCAGCGUCUGGUGAAAAGCGCGAUGAUGAGAGAGGGCUACGAGGGAAUCCAGGGUACGGUGUCAAUUGCGCAUCUUGAGAACCGGAUCGAAGCGGCUGUGCUGCUCGGAUCUGCCGAGGAGUUCAAGUCGAAUAUGAUCAUAUACGCCAAAAAGCUUGCGUUGGAAGGCAUGAGCGAUCGCCUUGAUGAGCUUUUUAGAGAGCUCUACGGACCUCUAGGCGUUGUCAUUGCCUCUUCGAAGACAUCAGAGCAGCCGAUCAGUUACGCGUCUGAGAUUUGCGGGAUGAACAAGAAAGAACUGCUGAAGGAGCUGAUUGUUACUAUCGGAAAAGAGCGUGCAGUGCAGCGAGUUACGGUGCCAUAUGCCCGCCUGUUGGGAAUUCUUGAGGUUGAUAUGACGGACGAGUGAUUGUGCCGGAGAAGCACGGAAAAGAAAGAUUAAAGCUGAGGCCUCUGGUCAUUAAGACGGUCGAUGACGCGCAAAAGAUGCUAUUAUGUAUAUUAUUACUAUUUAUCACUAUUUUUACUGCUAGUUUGCUCUAUAUAUCCUAAUUAUUGAAUGUCAUGUGACUAUAAGCACAAAC